This is a messenger RNA of Batrachochytrium dendrobatidis JAM81, 1702 nucleotides long. Its product is annotated as F1F0 ATP synthase subunit beta. Bases 8 to 1531 code for a protein of 507 amino acids. The record is from RefSeq and is a predicted model, not a curated record. The transcript has 3 exons. Gene Ontology annotation, biological process: proton transmembrane transport; proton motive force-driven mitochondrial ATP synthesis. Gene Ontology annotation, molecular function: ATP hydrolysis activity; proton-transporting ATP synthase activity, rotational mechanism; ATP binding. Lineage: Eukaryota; Fungi; Chytridiomycota; Chytridiomycetes; Rhizophydiales.
CAUUGCAAUGUUUGCUCUUCAGAGGAGAGUCUCCCGUCUUGGUGCAGCCUGUGCUGCUGGGCGAAAUGUUCCGGCUGCUGUUAUCAUGUCUGUUGCUGGUCUUGCCACUGAGGCUGGCUCAUUAGGUGCUGUUCGUUCCGUUAUUGGUGCCGUUGUCGAUGUCCAGUUCGAGUCUGGAAAUCUUCCUCCCAUUCUCAAUGCUUUGGAGGUCCAGGGUCACAGUGUGCGUCUCGUUCUCGAGGUUGCCCAGCAUUUGGGUGAAAACACUGUCCGCACUAUUGCCAUGGACGGUACUGAUGGUCUUACUCGUGGCCAAAAGGUUUUGGACACUGGUGCUCCCAUCUGUAUUCCAGUCGGCCCAGAAUGUCUUGGUCGUAUCAUGAACGUUAUCGGAGAACCCGUCGACGAACGUGGUCCUAUCAAGACCAAACAGCUUCUGCCCAUUCACGCUUCUCCUCCAGAGUUUGUCGAUCAAUCCACUGUUCCUGAGCUUCUCGAGACUGGUAUCAAGGUUGUCGAUCUUCUUGCUCCCUAUGCCAAGGGUGGAAAGAUUGGUCUUUUUGGUGGUGCCGGUGUCGGUAAAACUGUGCUCAUUACUGAGUUGAUUAACAACGUUGCCAAGGCUCACGGUGGUUACUCCGUCUUUUGUGGUGUUGGUGAGCGUACUCGUGAGGGUAACGAUUUGUAUCACGAAAUGAUUACUGCCGGUGUGAUCAAGCUCGAAGGUGGUUCCAAGGCCGCUCUUGUAUACGGACAGAUGAACGAGCCCCCUGGUGCCCGUGCUCGUGUUGCUCUUACUGGUCUUACCAUUGCUGAAUAUUUCCGUGAUCAAGAAGGCCAGGAUGUGUUGCUUUUCAUUGACAACAUUUUCCGUUUCACUCAGGCCGGUUCUGAGGUGUCUGCUUUGCUAGGUCGUAUUCCCUCUGCCGUCGGUUAUCAGCCCACUCUUGCUACAGAUAUGGGUCAAAUGCAAGAGCGUAUUACCACCACCAAGAAGGGUUCAAUUACAUCUGUACAGGCUAUUUACGUGCCUGCUGAUGAUUUGACUGAUCCUGCUCCCGCAACCACCUUUGCCCAUUUGGAUGCCACCACUGUGCUUUCUCGUUCCAUUGCCGAACUUGGUAUCUAUCCCGCUGUGGAUCCUCUUGAUUCCAAGUCGCGUAUUCUUGAUCCUCGUAUUGUGGGUGACCAUCACUACGGUAUUGCCACUGGAGUUCAAAAGAUUCUUCAAAACUACAAGUCGCUUCAAGAUAUCAUUGCCAUUCUUGGUAUGGACGAGUUGUCCGAAGAAGAUAAACUCACUGUCGAGCGUGCCCGUAAGAUCCAGAGAUUUAUGAGUCAACCCUUCACCACUGCUCAGGUGUUCACUGGCUCCGAAGGCCGUUUUGUCUCUCUUGCCGACACUAUCCGCUCGUUUACCGAGAUUCUUGAUGGUAAACACGACUCUCUUCCUGAGGCUGCCUUCUUUAUGGUUGGUGAUAUUGACGAAGUUCAGCGAAAGGCUGAGGAGAUUGCCAAGAGUCUUGCAUAAACGCAUUGGGUUUGGGUUUUAAACCCUGUCUUUUUUGUUUUGCCCUUCUCUACCACUCCUUUUCCCACUGUCAUCUACCAAAAAGGAUUUAUUAUGGGUGGUGUUUUGAAUCUUUGGCUUUGAACUUUUCCAUUUUGCGAGGGAGAAUAAAAAUCCAUUUAUUGGUAUCCU